AUGGAUGGAAAAAAAUAAUCUAUGGACGAUUAUGAAAUUAUAAGAGUUUUAGGAAGAGGAGCCUAUGGGGAAGUUAUUCUAGCCAAAUAAAAAAUAGACAAUGAAAAUUGUGCAAUAAAAAUACUUGAAAAAUCUUAUUUAGCAAAAGAAAGAAAAUAAUAUUAAGUAUUUAUAGAAAAAGAAGUUUUAUCAUUUAUGAAAUUCGAUGGAAUAAUAAAAUUAUUAGGAAGUUUUUAAGAUAGUUAGUUUUUAUAUUUCGUAAUUGAAUACUGUGAAGGAGGAGAGUUUUCAAGUUAUUUAAAUCAAAAUUUUAAAUACCUAACAAUCGAAACAAUAAAAUUUUAUGCUGCAGAAAUAAUUUAUAUAUUAGAAAAAUUACAUGAAAAUGGAAUUAUACAUAGAGAUUUAAAACCUGAAAAUAUAAUGCUUACAAAAGAUAAUCAUUUAAAAAUAAUUGAUUUUGGUACUUGUGGUUUUGACAGAAAUAUUCCAGAAAAAUUAUAUGAUAAAAUAAAUGCUAUUAAAAAUAAAUUUCCAGAAGAAACAGAACCAUUAGAUAAAGACCAAUUUAACUAAAGAAAUAGAUCAUCUACAUUUGUAGGCACAGCUGAAUAUGUUUCACCAGAAUUACUUGAAGGAGAAUUUUGUACUGCAUCAGCUGAUUUAUGGGCCUUUGGUUGUAUUCUUUAUAGAAUGAUAGUUGGUAAUACACCUUUUGUAGAUCCCAAUGAUAUGAAUGAAUUUAAAAUUUUUAAUAAAGUUAAAUAAGUAUAAUUUAACAUACCAUCUAAUGUACCAGCUGAUGCUGCUGAUUUAAUAAAAAAAUUAUUAAGAAGAAAUCCUAACGAAAGAUUAGGAGGUGGAGAACCAGGUUCAAAAAACGGAAUUAAAGCAUUAAAAAAUCAUCCUUUUUUUAAUGAUAUUGAUUGGGAAAAUUUACUAAAGCUUUAAGCUCCUAAAAGAGAAGUUGCACUUUAAUUAGAAUUAGAUGAUGCUGAUUUUAUGGAUGAAGGAGAAUUAGCAAGUCCUUUAAAAUUACCUACUGGAUCUUAAAGGCCUAUAUUAACAGGAAGAGUUUUAAAAAAAGUUGCUUGGAUGAUAUAUAAGCCUAGAUAGUUGAUUUUGUAUGAGGAACCUCCAAAACUUAUUUAUUAUGAUCCUAAUACUAAUAUAAAAAAAGGUGAAAUUUUACUUACUUCAUCUGUGACGAUUGAAUAAACAGAAAAAACUAGAUUUACAAUUAAUGGAUCUAAAAAAAAAUAUUUUUUUAAAGAAUUAGAUCAUCCUGCUAAUAUUUGGGUAGAAAAAGUAUAAAAAGUAAUAAAAGAAAAAUGCUGA
This is a messenger RNA of Ichthyophthirius multifiliis, 1338 nucleotides long. RefSeq names its product phosphoinositide dependent kinase-1, putative. The record is from RefSeq and is a predicted model, not a curated record. The transcript has 8 exons. Gene Ontology annotation, molecular function: protein serine/threonine kinase activity; ATP binding. Gene Ontology annotation, biological process: intracellular signal transduction; peptidyl-serine phosphorylation. NCBI's taxonomy places the organism in Eukaryota, Ciliophora, Oligohymenophorea, Hymenostomatida.